This is a messenger RNA of Ectocarpus sp. CCAP 1310/34, 1020 nucleotides long. NCBI's taxonomy places the organism in Eukaryota, Phaeophyceae, Ectocarpales, Ectocarpaceae. The record is from the annotation of a GenBank genome assembly.
AUGGCCGCCGGGCAAUACCCCAGCACAACUCUGUUCCGUUUGGAAACAUGCACACACGGGUACAGAGUGACAAUCGUGCUGCCGGAAACGGAAGGGAACGGUGGCCGCGUCGAGUGCACCUGCAGAGUCCCUACCAGAUUCCACCUCCUGUGCCAGGACGCCCUCGCGGUGUUGAAAUCAAUCAACAGGCUUGACUGCACGAGGGCGCUUAUUGACAGCGGGUACACCCUGGCUUCCUACAGGGUGCUCCACACCCACCCCGACUAUCCCGUCGUACUUCCGAUCUGGUCAGAGCUUUCCAAGGGCGACCUCCUGCCCCCGCGGCAGGUGACCCGGCAAGCUGGUGCUCCGAAGAAGAACCGUGGCCCCCGGCAGCGUUCCCGAUUCCCUGGUCGCAACGACAACUGCCAGCGCGGACGCGGCAACGUAGCCCAAGAUGGAGGUGGUCGUGGCGGCGGGCCUGCCGCCGGGGGAGGGGGUGGUCGUGGCGGGGGCGGCAACUCUCGGCCCGUCCCGGUACAUGGGAUGGGCAGUGUUCGCAGCCACGUGGGAGACCUCAACGUCGGAGGUUCCGCGGGCGAGCGACCUACCGGGAGGUUGUGGGGGGGGCUCGCGGUUCAACGCUACGGCUCGCAAGACGCUUCCGGCCGCGACCAUGCAGCGGGGGCAGGGGCCGGAUCAUGCGCUAUGCUNGACAACUGCCAGCGCGGACGCGGCAACGUAGCCCAAGAUGGAGGUGGUCGUGGCGGCGGGCCUGCCGCCGGGGGAGGGGGUGGUCGUGGCGGGGGCGGCAACUCUCGGCCCGUCCCGGUACAUGGGAUGGGCAGUGUUCGCAGCCACGUGGGAGACCUCAACGUCGGAGGUUCCGCGGGCGAGCGACCUACCGGGAGGUUGUGGGGGGGGCUCGCGGUUCAGCGCAACGGCUCGCAAGACGCUUCCGGCAACGACCACGCAGCGGGGGCGGGGGCCGGGUCAUGCUCUAUGCUGAGUCAAUCCCAAGGCUCCAUCGACCUGUCGUAG